AUGGCAGGCCGCUUCGUGAGAUCUUCCAAGUACCGCCACGUCUUCGGUCGCGGAUCAAAGAAGGAGCAAUGCUACGACAACCUCCGCAUCUCCAAGAAUGCCUGGGACACGAAUUUGAUCAAGGCAAACCCGCAAUACGUCUCGGUCAAUUGGGAAGCUAGCGGUGGUGGCGCAUUCGCUGUCAUUCCCAUUAACGAGCGAGGCCGUCUUCCCGAGCAGAUCCCCCUCUUCCGUGGUCACACUGCUGCUGUGCUUGAUACCGACUGGAGCCCUUUCAACGACUCAUUGAUCGCAUCCGCGUCGGAUGAUGGCAAGGUCUUCAUCUGGAAGGUGCCCGAAGGCUUCAGCCUUCACACUGAUGCCGAAGAGCCUGCUGAUGUUGCGCCGGCCGCGCGUUUGAGCGGACACAUGAGGAAAGUCGGUCACGUCCUCUUCAACCCCGCCGCCGAGAACAUCCUCGCAUCCGCAUCUGGAGACUACACCAUCAAACUUUGGGACGUGGACGCUGGUGCCGCAAGGUUGACCUUGAAGCAUAAUGACAUCGUCCAGUCGCUCUCCUGGAGUGCCGACGGUUCGCUUUUGACGACAACCAGCCGUGACAAGAAGCUUCGUGUAUGGGACGUUCGUCAGGAGAGGCCGGCCCAGGAGGUUCCGGGACAUCCUGGUGCUAAGAACAGCCGUGCUGUGUGGAUGGGCGAGCAUGAUCGUAUCGCUACAACCGGCUUCUCCCGCAUGAGCGACCGUCAACUUGGUCUUUGGGAUGUUCGUGCUCCCAAAGAGCCUAUCGGUGGUUUCACUAUCUUGGACUCCAUCUCUGGUGUUUGCAUGCCAUUCUGGGACGAUGGUACACAGUGCUUGUACCUGGCUGGAAAGGGUGAUGGAAACAUUCGCUACUACGAGUAUGAGAACGAUAAGUUCGAGUACCUGUCCGAAUACAAGUCUCCCGACCCACAGCGUGGUAUUGCGUUCAUGCCCAAGCGUGGCAUCAACUUGCACGAGAACGAGGUGCUUCGCUGCUUCAAGACCGUCAACGACUCCUACAUCGAGCCAAUCUCUUUCAUCGUCCCCCGAAGAUCUGAGAUGUUCCAGAGCGAUAUCUACCCUCCUACCAAUGGUAUCAAACCCGGUACAACUUCCUCCGAGUGGCUCGGCGGAAAGACUGCGCUGCCCCCGAAGAUUUCCUUGGAGAGCGUGUAUGAGGGUGGUGCACCCGAAGAGGUUGCCUCUGACUAUAAACCGCCGGCAGCAUCUGCACCCAUCCAGAGCCCGCCUCCUACCAAGACUGAGGCGCCCAAGCCUGAGCCAGUCGCUGCACCGGCCCCGGUUCGCUCUGGACCUCCUCCCGCCAUGAAGGACAACCAGGCAUCACUUGCAAGCCAGGCAUCGAGGUUUGCCGACAAGGACGAGGAGGAGUCUGAUAAUGAGUCUUCGAGCUUCGAAGAGGUGCCGAAGCCAGUGGAGCGUCCUUCAGUCACGGCCACCAGACAAGAAGAGAAGACUCGGGGCCCAGCGAUUGCGACAGAACCCCAGCCACCUAAGCCUGCACCUGCUCCUGCGGCUGCCCCUGCAAAGUCCUCCCCGGCACCGGCUCAAUCUACCCCAGCUGCGACCAGCACGCCGGCACCCGCCCCAAGUGCUGCAUCGGCAGCUGCUGCGGGUAUUAAAGACUACCUGUCUGACAUCAAGGCUACCCUACAGCAACAAAGCAAGGUCUUGUCUGACCAGUCCGAUCAGAUCGCUCUGCUGAUGCGGGAAGUGAGUACGCUGAAGGCCAAGGUCGGUCCUUCGAGUUCCGACCGUGAAAAGGACGAGCGCAUCCGACAGCUAGAACUCGAACUCGAAGAGGCCAGGUCCUAG
Molecule: messenger RNA, 1857 nt
Organism: Aaosphaeria arxii CBS 175.79
Lineage: Eukaryota; Fungi; Ascomycota; Dothideomycetes; Pleosporales
Product: actin-binding protein-like protein
Exons: 8
Coding region: 1-1857 (618 amino acids)
Biological process (GO): actin filament organization
Molecular function (GO): actin filament binding
Source: RefSeq, a predicted model, not a curated record